Aspergillus sclerotioniger CBS 115572 is the source of this 459-nucleotide messenger RNA. RefSeq names its product RNA-DNA hybrid ribonuclease. The coding region runs from base 86 to 316 and encodes 76 amino acids. Lineage: Eukaryota; Fungi; Ascomycota; Eurotiomycetes; Eurotiales; Aspergillaceae. The record is from RefSeq and is a predicted model, not a curated record. The transcript is spliced from 2 exons.
CGGCUGGAGUCUACCAAAGGUGUUCUACUCAAGUGACCUAUCUCAACCUCAUCCUUCGAUUUGGCCUGAUCGCGGCGCCGACGUCAUGAACGACACCGCCACCACCCCUUCUCCCACUCCGGGUCCCGCCUCGAAAGCAUCCCCCAGUCUGAAAUCACCAUCCACAUCGGCGGCCGGAACUAAGCGCAAACGGGCAUCGGCAGCUAAAUACUAUGCCGUGAAGGCGGGCUAUCAGCCAGGUGUUUACUAUGACUGGAACGAUUGUCUAACCCAGGUGACGGGGUACAAGGGAGCCGUCUGCUUUCCCCUCUUAUGAAGAGGCGAAUGCUUUCCUUACGGGGACCAGCGUUCCCGCUGCGCGUGGCGGCACUCCUUUGGAUUCAGAACCCACGAGAUUUUACGGUGUCCAACGCGGUCGAAUACCCGGCGUUUAUACAGACUGGGCCAAGGCUCAGGAGC